Molecule: messenger RNA, 1559 nt
Organism: Pieris rapae (cabbage white)
Lineage: Eukaryota; Metazoa; Arthropoda; Insecta; Lepidoptera; Pieridae
Product: protein lifeguard 2
Exons: 6
Coding region: 196-915 (239 amino acids)
Cellular component (GO): membrane
Source: RefSeq, a predicted model, not a curated record
CAAAUUAGUCUAGGGGUAUGUCGCCAAGACCAUCUGGCAACACUGAAUUGAAAUCACAAUUUUGAAUUUUCAUUCAAAAACAAAUAUUUGUGAGAGGUGGUCGUAAGAACGGUGCAAAUUUUUUGCAGUAAAAUUCUUUAGUGAUUAAAUUGUAAGCUUUAAAAUAAGUUUAUAAUAUUGAGGAUUUAAAGUUCCAUGGCACCGGUACAGGGAUUGGAUCCACAUUUCGGAGAAGAUGUUCCAAAAAAUUUAUUUGAUUUUUCGGAAGCAUCCAUACGAAGAGCAUUUAUUCGUAAGGUAUAUGCCCUUGUUAUGUGCCAACUCCUAGUAACAAUGGGUUUUAUAUCCAUUUUCGUCUUUUACAAACCGAUGCAGCUUUUCGUAGAGGAACACAAUUAUAUCAUAUGGAUGGCGUUAAUAGUCGUUUUUGUGACAAUCAUCGCAAUGGCAUGUUGUGAGAGUGCGCGUCGGAAAGCACCAAAUAACUUUAUAUUCCUGUUCAUAUUUACCGUCGCCAUGAGUAUUCCACUGGGCUUCGUUUCCAGUAGAUUUCAAGUUAAAGAGGUGUUUAUAGCACUAGGUGUUACAGCCACUAUAUGUCUGGCUGUGACUAUCUUCGCGUUUCAAACCAAAUGGGAUUUCACCAUGUGUGGUGGAUUUGUCAUAGCCACAUUGACGGUUCUUAUAAUGUUUGGUUUCAUGAUGUUAUUUCUACCAUAUAAUAAUAAAUUACAUCUUCUAUACUCUGGUGUGGGGGUUCUGCUAUUCUCUAUGUACUUAGUCUAUGAUACACAGCUUAUGAUGGGAGGAGAGCACAAAUAUAGCAUUUCACCAGAAGAAUACGUUUUCGCCGCUUUAAAUAUAUAUUUGGAUAUUAUUAAUAUAUUUGUCAAGAUUCUUCGAUUAAUUCGAUAAAACCGUAAGCUUUUUCAGACUCGAAUUUUGGAUUAACUUUUAUACAUUAAGAACAAUUUUUGUUUGAUACUUAUAACUUAGUGUUAUUCUCUAUCCGAAUGUAAAUUAAAUUCAAAGACAAGUUUAAGUGUGAAGUAUUCCAUGUGUCAAAAUAUCUUCAUAGCAUAAGACAGACGUUUAACUUGUCUCUGAUUCUAAAGCGAAGGAAAGGAAGCGCGAGUGUGGAAACUUGAGGGAACUCCCAAUACUUUUAAAUAUCCUAUUUGCAUUUCAUUAAUCUGUAUUUGGUUUACUAGAAUAUCUAUAUUCACGCGAUACCUCCAAACUAACGCUUAAUUGGUAUCUGUGGUAAUGUUAAAAAUGUGUUAUUAUCGAAUAAUAUUAAGGAAGGCAUAUAUGACUCCAUGUAACGCGUUAAAGGAAAUUAUGUAUUGUUAUGAACGAAAUGAAUGCGAAUCGUUAAGUUUUUAAGUAUCAAAAGUUUAAAUGUAUAGAAAUAUACGUAUGAAAUCCGCGCGUUAUAUGGGGAAACGCGUAAUAUUACGUUAAAAGACUAUAACGAUAUACCGAUUUAUAAGAAUGGUCACGUGAGCGUUAGCUGUCAUUUAUCUUAAGUAAGUAGCAACUAAAACAUGACUGAAACU